Endocarpon pusillum Z07020 is the source of this 1104-nucleotide messenger RNA. RefSeq lists its product as uncharacterized. Lineage: Eukaryota; Fungi; Ascomycota; Eurotiomycetes; Verrucariales; Verrucariaceae. The record is from RefSeq and is a predicted model, not a curated record. Bases 1 to 1104 code for a protein of 367 amino acids. The transcript has 6 exons.
AUGGGAAUCCCUACUGAAGUAGUUGGCAGCCUCCCGCGCCCAACCUACCUGCAGCAGGCCUAUGCUGAUUACGACGCGGGCAAGAUCCAGCAAGAUGAUCUAUUCAAGGCACAGGAUAAAGCGGUAGAGGACUCAUUGUCCCAAAUGUCUCAGACAGGCGAGACCCUCAUUACAGAUGGCGGGCAGAGAGCAAGUUCCUUCGCAACAUGUCCGAUUACCAACACACUCAGCGGAACGGGUCUUGCUGAGGGACUUGCUGCUGAUGGCCAGUACUUUGUGCGUCCUAGAUUCCAAAAGCUGGUGCUUCACCUAACAACGAGGAGGCAAUCUUCGACGACGCCCCCAUCGUCGUCAACUGCCAAGGCACGUCAAAGGAUCAUUCAAGUCUGCAAUCAAUAUCGCUGUAAACCAGCUCCCCUGACUUACAAGUUUAGAUACAAGACAUAUGCCUAUGAUAACUUCAAGAAGUCACACCCUUAUGCUAAAGGCGUUCCCAUGAAGCAGGCUGUCAUUGCUCCUAGCAUGCUUUACCUUUUGUGCCCUCUCAAUGGCACUUGUGAGAAAGAUAUUCGGGGAUGCUUUGAGGCCGGUGCGAAGCGUGUAUCUAUUGACUUCACUGAAGCAACGCAGGCUUUCGUGACCGGUGUGGGGAGUAAUACCCCAAGGGUCCCGGCAACCGCUCUCGACCCAAUCUUGGAUGCUAUAGCGAAAACAAGACGCGACGGCGGACAGGUCUACAAGUGUCAUAAGGUCUGGUUGGCGCUUGUCAUGGGCAUCUCGUUCGCUCUGGAGGCGGCGACCAUCGCGACAUUUCCACUCCGGUGGAACACGAGACUACCAGAUUUCUUGGGCUAUGCGAGCUCGUGGACGAUGGAGAACUGGCACUGUGAGAGGGAGGAGCUGGCGGAGAGCUCGGCGCUCGAUGCGCUCGAGAGGGCAAGACGGAUGGGGGAUAACAGAUUUAGGACUGCGAAUGGUAGGGAGGGGAUGGAGGUUAGGCAUUUGGCGCUUGUACCGGUUGGUGGGAUGAGAGAUAGGAGAGGGAGAGAGAAGAGGAAAAGGAACAGUGAGGGGCCUACUGGUUUGAAAAGGGAGACUAUAUAA